AUGGAAAAAAAAUAUAAGGUGCUGUUGAAGAUGAACAAAGGAGGAGGAGCAAAGAAAAUGAAGUACGUGUUGGUGACCGGAGGAGUAGUGAGUGGACUUGGGAAAGGAGUGACGGCAAGUAGUAUUGGUGUGCUUCUUAAGGCCUGUGGACUUCGUGUUACUUCCAUCAAGAUUGAUCCGUACUUAAACACUGAUGCCGGAACAAUGUCACCUUUUGAGCAUGGAGAAGUCUAUGUCUUAGAUGAUGGUGGAGAGGUGGACCUGGACCUUGGAAACUAUGAGCGGUUUCUAGAUAUCAAGUUGACACGCGAUAAUAAUAUCACUACCGGAAAGAUUUAUCAGGCUGUUAUUGACAGAGAAAGAAGGGGAGAUUAUCUGGGAAAAACUGUGCAGGUUGUCCCUCACAUCACAGAUGCCAUUCAAGAGUGGAUUGAACGCGUAGCAAUGAUACCAGUUGACGGGCAGCCUGGUCCCGCUGAUGUUUGUGUUAUUGAAUUGGGUGGAACUAUAGGAGACAUCGAGUCCAUGCCAUUUACUGAGGCUCUAGGGCAGUUUUCAUAUCGAGUGGGCGCUGGCAACUUCUGCUUGAUUCAUGUCAGCCUUGUGCCUGUUUUAAGUGCUGUUGGUGAACAGAAAACAAAACCAACUCAACACAGUGUUCGGGGGCUGAGAAGCUUAGGUUUGACACCAAAUAUCUUAGCUUGUCGCAGCACAUCGACACUUGAUGAGAACGUAAAGCUGAAAAUCUCUCAAUUUUGCCAUGUCCCAGAAGAAUCUAUCAUCACUCUUUAUGAUGUUCCCAACAUCUGGCACCUUCCUUUGCUUUUAAGAGAGCAGAAGGCUCAUGAAGCAAUUUUGGGAGUGCUGAAUCUUCUUGGUGUUGCUAGGGAGCCUAAUUUGAAGGAAUGGACCUCUAGGGCUGAACUCUGUGAUAUGUUGCUUGAACCAGUUCGAAUUGCCAUUGUUGGGAAGUAUACAGGGGUUUCAGAUUCCUACCUUUCUUUAUUAAAGGCUCUUUUGCAUGCAUCUGUUUCUCUCCGCAAGAAACUUGUUGUGGAUUGGGUUCCAGCUAGCGAUCUUGAGGAUGAAACUGCAAACGAGAAUCCCGAUGCUUAUAAGGCUGCAUGGAAGUUGUUAAAGGGUGCAGAUGGUGUUCUUGUUCCAGGCGGAUUUGGUGACAGAGGCGUGGAAGGAAAAAUUCUUGCAGCCAAGUAUGCUCGAGAGAACAGAAUUCCAUUCCUUGGAAUCUGUCUGGGAAUGCAAAUUGCAGUUAUUGAUUUUGCACGAUCAAUCCUUGGUCUGCAAGAUGCUAACAGCACAGAGUUUGAUCCAGACACCAAGAGUCCCUGCGUUAUAUUUAUGCCUGAGGGCUCAAAAACCCACUUUGGGGGCACCAUGCGUCUUGGGUCAAGGAGGACUUAUUUCCAACUCAUGGACUGCAAAUCAGCAAAAUUGUAUGGUAAUAGAGGCUUUGUUGAUGAGAGACAUCGGCAUAGAUAUGAGGUGAAUCCUGAUAUGGUAUCACACCUGGAAGAUGCUGGGCUCUUAUUCACUGGCAAGGAUGAAACUGGUCGACGCAUGCAGAUAGUUGAGCUGCCUAAUCAUCCUUACUUCGUUGGUGUUCAAUUCCACCCUGAAUUUAAAUCAAGACCAGGGAAUCCUUCUGCACUAUUCUUAGGCCUGAUAGCAGCGGCAUGUGGCCAGCUAGAUUCUCUCUUACAUGCUCACAAGAUUCCCAAUGGAAUGGCCAAAAAAAUAAGCCUCUACCAAAAUGGAAAUGCAACCAAGUUUGCAAAAAUACCAGCAGAUGGUAUAUACAGCAAUUGCAAUGGUGUGCAUGCUUAA
Messenger RNA from Dovyalis caffra, 1845 nucleotides. The record is from the annotation of a GenBank genome assembly. NCBI's taxonomy places the organism in Eukaryota, Viridiplantae, Streptophyta, Magnoliopsida, Malpighiales, Salicaceae.